UUGGAGAGGCCGGCAAAUUACGUCACCAAUCAGUUCCUUCACAAGGCUUUAUUGACUACGACACUGUCCUUGUCUCAAGAGGCUUGGAGCAAAAGCUCUCAUUACAGCUCCAGAAUGACUCAUUCAGUUGAUAGUAUUGCUGUUGCUGCCGCUGCAGUCCAACAAGACUGUGACUCAAUAACGCUACCUGCUGUUAUUGUCGUGUUAUUGCAUACAGAGGAGUGCAGGAAGGUGGGGUGGGGGAGGAUGUUGCUUAGUUACCCAGCCCACAGAAGAGCAUAAGAGUGGGUGAGACUCUCUGGAAACAACUCUGAACAUUCAGUCCAUCCAAACCUGAUGAAUUAAUCCAAAGUGAGAGUAGAACAUUAAAACUCACUAGUGAACACUGAGCUAUUCUGCAACGGAAACAACGUUCCUAGAUUUAACCAUAAUGUAGAUGUGUGUGAAUUUCAAACUUUCCACCUCACUCCAAACUAAUCCUCAUUGACAAAUAUCACUGCAUGUUUGCAUCAGUUCUAAUCUGUAAAAGGGAAAAAAUAAGUUUCACCAUUAGAACCUGUAUGCACAGGUGGGGCUUAGCUUUGUCUAUAAGUACGAUGUCAGAAUAUUUGAAAAAUAUUAAUGCAGUCAUGCCACCCUUGCCUGAGGAGAGCAAGACUGAAAAACAACUGCAUAUUUCCAUAAUUGUCCUUAAUGCAGCAUCCAUAUUCAGCUGAUCUUAAUAGAUUGGUUUCAUUGUUGUCCUAAUUCUCUGUCUUAGACUCAACAAGCGGGAACAGGCUACAGAUAUGGAAUCUUCGUGCUGCAAUAUUUAAUACAUUUUUGAAGUGGGUGGAGGGUAGAAAAUUGUGAGCAUAAACUGGCCUGAGUUUCCAUUAACCGGGUUUUCCAUUGGGCAGGGACAGAGCUAGAGGCUAAAGUUUCUAAACCGCUGCUAGUAUUGCUUAAUAUACUAAAGUCUGUAAUGAUGAAUACACACCAAAUUAUUUUAAAUUACUCUCUGAAACGGAUUUAAUUACAAUUACAAACCAAUCCAUUAACAAAUAAAAUUGUGCUAAAAAGCCUAUUCUGUUUAGUAGCAGGUUAAUCUGUGACGAUUUAUUGUAACUUCAAUGAACUUUACUGGGCAGCAUGGACGAAUAGUUUUUUCAUAGCCAAAAUUUAAAUUACUUCAUUACAUUUUCAACUGAUAAUAAUUUUCAAACCUUUAAAUUCGAUAGGGUUAACUUUACAGUAUCACUCAACACUGAUUAUUAAAGAGCUGCCAAUACAAACUCAGACUUAAGCAACACUUUUUGCUCUCAGAUCAUUCUUAAAUCAUUUUAAAUACAGAUUUAAAAUCGUAAGGAAUAAUUAAAUGGCUAUGAAACUGUUUAAAGUAAAAAAAAAUCUUUGCACACUGUACCUAUGACAGGAAAUAAAUUAAAAUAAAGCAUAUUGGCCUUCGCGAUCCUAGACAGGAACUAAAACACAUAAACGUGUCCUACUCCGUUUCCUAAACUUUCUAAACUGUCUCAUAUUUUACAGCAGUCAAUGAUAUUUGGAAAAGAAAUGUGUGAAAAUAUUCAGAUGUAAUCAUUCAUAUUAGUAAUCAACAUAUGAAGUGGAUCAAAACAGUUCAUCAAAGUAGUCCUAAAACCAAAACGCAUUUUGAUUUUAGGUUUUAGGGCAAAUUUAUGAAAGGUUUUCCCAUUUUAAAUGCUGGUGUAAUUUAAUUACACUAUUUUUUUCCUAUAACUGUAACUGACUGCAGUUACAUUCAUUUCGUAAUUAAAUUACGUAAUGUUACUGGUUAUUAUAAUAGACAGGAAAUGUGUAAUACAAUAAACAACACAUUUAUUACUCACAGUAAUCCUGAAGAGAAGCCUCCUUUAUUUUUUCAGGUCUGUAUUCGCGCGCCCUCUACUGCCCCUUACAAAAACUACUCAGUGGAGACUUGCUUGCCAUGAAAAAACUUGGCACCGAUCGGCCGCCCGGCGUCUCCAUCCCGCUGGAAUCUCAGGAAUACAAAGUUCUUAUCUCGCUCCACACGUUGCUUGUCGGUGACUAUUAACAAACAGCAUUGUGUUCGCGCGCGCGAGCGAGCGGGCGGGAGGCGGAGAAGGCGCGUAUAUAAACGCUCCUGUACAGGAGCGUGCUCUGGAUUACCGAAAGAUGCACGAGUGCAUUGAGGAGACCGCAGCUCAAUAGUGCAAAACAGAAACUUUUGAACAGUUUGCGAAUUUUUUGGAUUAUCACUUUUUUUUUUGCCGAAUCAGGGACUUAAAUAAAAUGGAUUUGAGGAUUGUUUUCCCAGUGUUGUCCAUGCUGUCAUCUGGGAUUUUUGACUUGGCUGCUGCAGCAUCUUUGGGUCAAGGCGCGCCGACCUCCGUGCGUCACUCCAGGACCAAGAGGUGCUCCUGCGCAAGUUUUAUGGAUAAAGAGUGCGUCUACUUUUGCCACCUGGACAUAAUAUGGGUCAACACGCCAGAGCGAACCGUGUCGUACGGACUUGGAAACGCUCCACGUAAGAAGCGCUCGGUUACAGAACCUGUCGUGCCCAGGGCGCGCUGCAAGUGUGCAGAUGGCCAAGACAAAACAUGCUCUUCAUUCUGUCGGCCGAACAAUGCGCAUGAAGCAGCGUCGGACGAGGCGAUCCGUGCCAACCAGGGCCGAGAUUGUGCCGAGAAGCAGUGCAAGCACAAGCUGGCAGACAAACAGACGAAUCUUAAACGAGUGAAAAACACUAAACAGAUUGGUGGUAUCCGCUCAAGGGCAAAGGCCAUCAAGAGGAUCCAACUUCUCUUGAAGAAAUGGCAAGUGAAGCUGCAAAACAGGGCACGAGCGUGGACGUCCGAAAACGCCGCCUCGUAGAGGCCGAGCUCAUCUUCUGCCCUUUGCUGAUCCACCACAGGAUUUACCUGAAUAAACGGCUCGUGUCUGCUCGUUCGUCACGCCAUUGGGUGCCAUCAGGUGUGCGGGAACACCUGCGGAUGCAAGCGUCUUGGAUUGCGGUGUUUGUCGUGUGGUCUCCACCCUAGAGGAGGGUCGGCAUCGGUGUGGAGGUUGUGGAGCUCAACGGGAUGAAAAACUAAGAAAGAUGCUGAUUAAAACAAACCAAACCUCAAAUUAUAAACACUAACCUCUAUCGGCUCUGAGCGUUUCUGAACUAGACCUUUUGGUGCAUGGGAUAACUGGUCGGACAAGUCAAGCGGGACGUUUAAGUUAAACCGACUGCAUAUAAAGACUAUGCAUUGAAGAUAUUUGUUGCACAGGAGGAAUAUGCCGUAACUAAACGUAACUGUGGAAUCGGGGAUUCCAGGAGCACAUGUGUGUGACGCACAUCAGGGGACACUGAACAUCAGACAAAGACUUUUUCAUGGAUCUUGUUACUGGACUCACUCACUUUAAUCACUGCAAAACAAUGAAGCUCUGCAAAUGCGUCAAUGCAUCAAUCAAAUUGCUAUUUUUCACAUUUAUGUUAAAUAAUUAUCUUUAGCCAUAUUGGCUGAUAAGAUUUUUUUCCUCAAUGUUAUUUCUAUGAAAUGAGACCAACUGCCAUUAAUGUGGUAAGCAUUGUUAGGUAAUAAUAAAUAUUUUGCAUUAUUUAAACUUAUUAAACUUCAGUUGCUUGUGAA
Puntigrus tetrazona (Sumatra barb) is the source of this 3617-nucleotide messenger RNA. RefSeq names its product endothelin 1 (gene edn1). Gene Ontology annotation, biological process: vein smooth muscle contraction; regulation of systemic arterial blood pressure by endothelin; intracellular calcium ion homeostasis. Gene Ontology annotation, molecular function: endothelin B receptor binding; endothelin A receptor binding; hormone activity. The record is from RefSeq and is a predicted model, not a curated record. The transcript has 5 exons. The coding region runs from base 2272 to 2853 and encodes 193 amino acids. Gene Ontology annotation, cellular component: extracellular region. Lineage: Eukaryota; Metazoa; Chordata; Actinopteri; Cypriniformes; Cyprinidae.